GUCAGUGACAGCCCCAAACAACAGUCUGGAGUAUGAGGAAAUGGCAUUCUGAGGCGUGAUGGACCCAUUUGACAGUACCGAAAGCCAGGGCUAUAAUAAAUCGGAGAAAGGGGCCGAGAAUCUCGCCACGCGGCUGCCGUGGGCCCGCUUCUCCUCAUGGCUGGAAUGUGUUUGCGUCGUAACGUUCGACCUGGAGCUCGGGCAGGCCAUUGAGCUGGUGUAUCCGCACGAUGUAAAACUUACAGAGAAAGAGAAAACGAGCAUUUGCUACUUGUCUUUUCCCGAUUCCUAUUCUGGAUGCCUCGGUGACACUCAGUUCAGCUUCAGAGUGCGACAGUCAGUGGGGCAGAAGGGUUCCUGGUUCAGAGAAGAGGACACUUACAACAGAGACGCACCGGGAACGCUGCAGAGAGAGCCAGCCCAUUACUACGGAUACGUGUACUUCAGGCAGGUCAAGGAUGGCUCCGUCAAAAGAGGGUACUUCCAAAAGUCAUUGGUGCUGGUGUCCAGACUGCCCUAUGUCAACCUCUUCCAGUCCCUGCUGAAGCUCAUUGCCCCUGAGUAUUUUGAGAAGCUGGAGCCUUGCCUGGAAGCAGUGUGUAAUGAGAUUGACCAGUGGCCCGCCCCGGUGCCAGGCCUGACCCUCAACCUGCCCGUCAUGGGAGUGGUGAUGCAGGUCAGGAUUCCUUCAAAAUACGACAAACCAGGAGGAAGCCCUCUGAAGCAGUCGCACAAGGAGAACCUGCUGCCUGCUCCCAUGGUCCUGCCCACAGUGCACGAGCUGGAUCUGUUUAAGUGCUUCCAGUCCGUCCUGAUCCACAUCCAGAUGCUCUGGGAGCUGAUGUUGCUGGGAGAGCCGGUGGUCGUCAUGGCGCCCUCUCCAACAGUCUCCUCGGAAACCGUGCUGGCCCUCGUCAGUGCCAUCUCUCCGCUGAGGUACUGCUGUGAUUACCGGCCUUACUUCACCAUCCAUGACAGCGAGUUCAAAGAGUACACCUCCAGGACGCAGGCACCGCCCAACGUGAUCCUGGGGGUCACCAACCCGUUCUUCAUCAAAACCUUCCAGCACUGGCCUCACAUCGUCCGCCUGGGGGACCUUAAGAUGUCAGGUGAUUUGCCGAAACAAGUCAAAGUGAAGAAGCUGGCAAAGCUGAAAACCCUUGACACAAAACCAGGUGUUUAUACGGCAUACAAAACAUUUCUUCACAAAGACAAGGCACUUAUUAAAAGGCUUUUAAAGGGGAUCCAGAGGAAGAGGCCGUCGGAGGUGCAGAGCGCCAUCUUGAGGAGACACCUGUUAGAGCUGACGCAGAGCUUCAUUAUACCACUGGAACGCUACCUGGCCAGCCUGAUGCCCCUGCAGAAGUCUGUAACUCCCUGGAAGACCCCUCCGCAGAUCCGGCCCUUCAGCCAGGAGGAGUUCAUGGGCACGCUGGACCACGCAGGGCCCCAGCUCACCUCCGUGCUCAAGGGCGACUGGAUAGGGCUGUACAGGCGAUUCUUCAGGUCUCCGAACUUCGACGGGUGGUAUCGUCUCCGCCACAGAGAGAUGACACAGAAACUGGAGUGUCUUCACCUGGAGGUCAUCUGCGAGGCUGACCUGCUGGAUUGGAUCAAAGACAAGUCUGAAGUGGAGAUUGUUGACUUGGUCCUCAAACUGAGAGAGAAGCUGAUGAAGGCCCGACGGCAGCAGCUGCCAGUAAAGGAGGAAGUUUUGGAGAAGCUGGAGAACUACAUCCAGACAGUCAUUGGAUCGCUGCCCGAAGACCUGCAAGCAGUGCUGCACCGCCACUGACCGGUCCAAUACUGGCUACUCCAGCACUGACCACCCCAAACCCUGACUCUUCAAAUGAUGACUGCUCCAGGACUGUCCUCCCCAACACUAACCGGUCUGAUACUGACUACUCCAGUACUGAAUACCCCAACACUGACUGUUCCAAUACUGACCCUCCCAACACUGACUGUUCCAAUACUGACUACUCUGGCACUGACCUCCCCAACACUGGUCUGAUACUGACCACUCCAGUACUGACCAGUCCAAUACUGACCACCUCAGUGCUGACUGGCCCAAUACUGACUACUCCAGCACUGACCAUCCCAGCGCUGACUGGUUCAGUACUACUCCAUUGCUGACUAUUCCAGUGUGGGCUUUUCCAGUAUUGACUGUUACAACACUGACUGCUCUAGAACUGACUGCUACAAUCAGUACUGACCGGUCCAGCAUCGUCCUCUUCUGCACUGCCUGCCCCAGCACUGCAGCACUGACUGAUCCCACACUGACUUCCCCAAGAUGUACUGCUCCACUACUGACAACCCCAGCACUGCAGCACUGACUGCUCCAGGGCUACCUUCCCCAACACUAACCGGUCCAGAAUUGUCUGCACCAGUACGGACCGCUCCAGAACUUCUGCAGAGCUGACAGCUUGAACACUGACACUACACCAGCACUGACCGUCCAAUGCCGGUGCUUUCUGACACCCAGGACUCCUCUGUGCCACGCCCCCCUGAGCCCUUACCCACGCCAGUCCCUUGCCGUACCUCUUGAAAUGGCAUUCAUCUCGUCAUUUUACCGCUUUCUUUAUAUUCAUUUUAAAACGUCGGUAUCCUCCUUUAGACCCAAAUAGGUACCUUAAAUGAGCAACAGGUUCACAGUGUAGAAUGUAGCGAAGUGAAUAUUGAAGCUUACUGUAUAUUCAUCUCCAAGACUGAUGUUGAUCAGACAUAGCCAUAACUACCAGGACGUCUGAACGUGUGAAUGAAAGUCUGCCUUUGCCUAUCCAGAGUUUGGCGAUCAGUGUCACGACGUCUGAGUUAUUAGUUCAUAUACCUCAUCAGUCAAGCUCAUUGAAUGUGUUUGUGUUCAGUUUCAGCACCCCAUCCUCUAUGUAGGCAGAGAAUUUGAAUGUUAGCACUGUUUGCUUCUCUCUUUGGAGGGCUUGUUCGCCACAAAGAAAAUGGCCUAGAUGUUAGUCAGUUAGGCUUCGUAUACAAGUUGAGAAAAAUAGCAUAGCGAAAACUAUUUUAAAAACGCUCUCCAAUAUGUCUGCAGUCACUGCCCUGACGUGUUGCGAAGUGGUGUCGUGUAACCCUUACCUAGGUACUGUGUGGUGCGGUGUUUGUCUCUCAGCCAUGCGUUUCUGCCUUAUGUGACAGAUAGGGAGUAUUACGUCACCAUUGCUUUUAAGGUAACCAGCUUGACGUGGCAGUGGCCACUGUGUGACAUAGUGCCAUGAGGGCAUAUGUGGAGUUUAAACAUCUGCUUUUAUUUCUACGUUUUUAAUCUUAAAUUCGAUGAAGCUCAGCACCAAGAUGAAAGGUUUUGCACUGUAAAAACCAUGUCUUGUUGAUUUAGUUAGUUACUGUGCGUCUGAUUAGCUUUACAUGGUUUGAUACGUUAGGUGCAUUAAGCCUUUAUUGGAGCUUAAGAAUCUGCUUCAUCAACAGUCUGCCAUUUUAAAAGUAUGGGUAUGCAAAAUAGAGUCUACUUCCCAUGACUAUGUGAAUUUAAAAAAAAAUCAAGCAGCUGUAUGACUGCACUGUGUAUGUAAAGGAGGGCAGUAUCUUGUCGUGACAUGCAUGCGUGCUGUCUGAAACAGCACUGACGGAUUGUAUGGUUCAUCUGAGCUUUGGAUUUCAGGAGGGUGUGUACACAAGGCUCCUGUGGAAACACACUUCAGGUGGAAAUCCUUUGUAAUUUCUACAGUUACGCGGCACGGGGUGAGCCGUUGUUCCCUGCAGUAUCUGACCUCCCUCGUCGUUAUCACUGUUACGACAGGUAGACGAGUGUAGGAGGAAAGAAAAGGCUGGAAUCUAAUGGGCGCAUCGACCGGCCUCCUGAUGGCUAAUCACACGUCCGGCUGCCUGCUGGACAGUCUGAGAUUUGGAGUUGUGACCGCUUUGUUUUUUGACUUCAGGGACAAUGUGUGAACUGAUUUCUAGAAUGAAAGAGCUUCAGUUUCUGUAUAAUGCAAAUUCAAGGCAGAGAGCAGCAAUUUGUGAAACAGGAUCAAUGUUGGCCUAAUUUACCCACGGUAAUGAUUUAUAUCACAUUUUAACAAUGAUUUGGCUUAAGUAGCAACCUCAGCUCUUUACGGAGUUAAUCAUAUUGGCAUCAGUCGUGAACCCGUUCCAUUGAGAGAGCACAAAUGCUUUUAGAUGACCUUCUCUGACUAUCCAAGUAAGUUUCCCCAUGACCAUAACCUGGAUUUAAAAGGAGUUUACUGCAUAUGCUGCUUUUGAGGUGAAUCCAUUGUCGCUGAGCAGACUUUAUUACGACAGAUGAGUUUUCUGUGUGUAUACAUGUGUGUGAGAGAGAGGAAAUCUGUGUUUUAGAAUACAUGUGCAAUGCAGGCCAAUCUUAGGGGGUGAGGGGGGCACAGCAGUGGGCAGUACAGUGUCCAGACAGAGCCACACCAGAGUAAAGCUAGCCGUGCUGAUCCAACCAGAGAUCCGCACCUGUCCAAGCUGCUUUUGUGGAUGUAAAGCGUAUGUGUGAAUGUUAAUUCUCUUCAGAAAUUAGGUAAGCAAAAUGUGGCACGCACGCACACACACAAAUAACAAGGAAACUGAAGUGAGACACUAUAGACCCCUCUGUCUGAAUGGGGUUUUUUUGUUUUGUUAGUUUUAUUUUGUUGUAUGAAGGGUGCCUGUUUGACUUGAUAUAUUUUGUUCCGGUUGUGGUGUUGAUGUGAAAAGUGACGUUGGAGUGAAGCGUGGGGGUUUGAGGUGUCGCGGGGCGCCGGUUGAUACCCGGCCCGCACAAGCGUCAAAGCUGACCUUGACGCCAGGAUGGCUAGGACACCCUGACCAACUGCUGCCCACAUCCCAGUGCUUCUCUAGAACCCCAGAGUCACAUGACUCUGCCCGCACUGAAACUAGUUCUGUGUUUGAAGUGCAUAGGUGUAAUCUAGACUGUGUACAUUUUUUAAAUUAUUAUUUUUGUUUUAUUUAUUUGGAAAUUGUUACUCUUUUAGAUCUGGUGGUUUUCAUCUAG
Messenger RNA from Megalops cyprinoides (Indo-Pacific tarpon), 4993 nucleotides. It is a transcript of the gene dennd6b, whose product is annotated as DENN/MADD domain containing 6B. Gene Ontology annotation, cellular component: recycling endosome. The record is from RefSeq and is a predicted model, not a curated record. Lineage: Eukaryota; Metazoa; Chordata; Actinopteri; Elopiformes; Megalopidae. Gene Ontology annotation, molecular function: guanyl-nucleotide exchange factor activity. Bases 59 to 1795 code for a protein of 578 amino acids. The transcript is spliced from 20 exons.